Messenger RNA from Lepus europaeus (European hare), 2216 nucleotides. It is a transcript of the gene DARS1, whose product is annotated as aspartyl-tRNA synthetase 1. Gene Ontology annotation, cellular component: cytoplasm; cytosol; aminoacyl-tRNA synthetase multienzyme complex. Gene Ontology annotation, biological process: aspartyl-tRNA aminoacylation. The transcript is spliced from 16 exons. The record is from RefSeq and is a predicted model, not a curated record. Lineage: Eukaryota; Metazoa; Chordata; Mammalia; Lagomorpha; Leporidae. The coding region runs from base 149 to 1654 and encodes 501 amino acids. Gene Ontology annotation, molecular function: RNA binding; aspartate-tRNA ligase activity; ATP binding.
ACUGACCCUCCACGCGGAGUGCGGGCGAACGUGCUGAGACCGCCGGGCCGGGAGGGCGGAGACUGAGCGGGGAGGGAGAAGCCCGUUUAGCCAGCCCUACGGAAGCCUGCGAGGGAGGGUAGUGUCCACUGCCCCGUUUGCUGUCGCGAUGCCCAGUGCCAACGCCAGCCGCAAGAGUCAGGAGAAGCCGCGGGAGAUCAUGGACGCGGCGGAAGAUUAUGCUAAAGAGAGAUAUGGAAUAUGUUCAAUGAUACAGUCACAAGAAAAACCAGAUCGAGUUUUGGUUUGGGUUAAAGACUUGACAGUACAAAAAGCUGAUGAAGUUGUUUGGGUACGUGGGAGAGUUCACACAAGCAGAGCUAAAGGAAAGCAGUGCUUCUUAGUCCUACGUCAGCAGCAGUUUAACAUCCAGGCUCUUGUGGCAGUGGGAGACCAUGCAAGCAAGCAGAUGGUUAAAUUCGCUGCCAACAUCAACAAAGAGAGCAUCGUAGAUGUGGAAGGCGUUGUGAGAAAAGUGAAUCAGAAAAUUGGAAGCUGUACACAACAAGAUGUUGAGUUACAUGUUCAGAAGAUUUAUGUGAUCAGUUUGGCUGAACCCCGCCUGCCCCUGCAGCUGGAUGAUGCCAUUCGGCCUGAGGUAGAAGGAGAAGAGGAGGGAAGAGCUACUGUUAACCAAGAUACAAGACUAGACAACAGAGUCAUUGAUCUUAGGACAUCAACUAGUCAGGCAAUCUUCCGUCUCCAAUCUGGAAUCUGCCAUCUCUUCCGAGAAACUUUAAUUAACAAAGGUUUUGUGGAAAUCCAGACUCCUAAAAUUAUUUCAGCUGCCAGUGAAGGAGGAGCCAAUGUGUUUACUGUGUCGUAUUUUAAAAAUAAUGCAUACCUGGCACAGUCCCCACAGCUGUACAAGCAAAUGUGCAUCUGUGCUGAUUUUGAGAAGGUUUUCUGUAUUGGACCAGUGUUCAGAGCUGAAGAUUCGAAUACUCACAGACAUCUCACUGAAUUUGUUGGUUUGGACAUUGAAAUGGCUUUUAAUUACCAUUAUCAUGAAGUUAUGGAAGAGAUUGCUGAUACUUUGGUGCAAAUAUUCAAAGGACUUCAAGAAAGGUUCCAGACCGAAAUCCAAAUGGUGAAUAAACAAUUCCCCUGUGAGCCAUUCAAAUUUUUGGAGCCAACUUUAAGACUAGAGUAUUGUGAAGCAUUGGCUAUGCUUAGAGAAGCUGGAGUUGAAAUGGGAGAUGAAGACGAUCUGAGCACGCCAAAUGAAAAACUGUUGGGUCGUUUGGUAAAGGAAAAGUAUGAUACGGAUUUUUAUAUUCUUGAUAAGUAUCCAUUGGCUGUAAGACCUUUUUAUACAAUGCCUGACCCAAGAAACCCUAAACAGUCGAACUCUUACGAUAUGUUCAUGAGAGGAGAAGAAAUAUUAUCAGGAGCCCAAAGAAUACAUGAUCCUCAGCUGCUGACAGAGAGAGCCUUACAUCAUGGAAUUGAUUUGGAGAAAAUUAAGGCUUACAUUGAUUCCUUUCGCUUUGGAGCCCCUCCUCACGCUGGUGGAGGCAUUGGGUUGGAACGAGUGACCAUGCUGUUUUUGGGAUUGCAUAAUGUUCGUCAGACAUCGAUGUUCCCUCGUGACCCAAAACGACUCACUCCUUAAAGAAAGUUAUGCUUUUUAUUCUGCCCGGUAACCUGCUACUGAUCAGGCUAUAUCUUAGGUACUUAAAAUACACCUUAUAAAAAUGUCUUAUCUAAGUGCCACGGGUUUUUUUUGGAUUAAAUCAAUAUAAGUUAGUUUAAAAGAAAAGAUUUUUUUAUAACUUUUGACAUGCUUUGUUAGGAAAUGCUGGAACAUUUUUAACAAGAAAUUCAUAUGAUUAUGUUUAAAAUUCAUACUGUGUUACUAUAGUAAACAUUAACAGGAGUUUUAAGCAGUUAAAGUUUCUGCAAAUUUUUUAAUUUUUUAUAUUAUGUUGGCCACAGCAUUAAUGUCUUACAUUUUAAACAUUUUAACUUAUUUUUUAAAAUUCUGACAUUGAGAUAAGAACAGUUGGAGAAGUAUCUGAUAUUUUAAUGUAUUGACAGUCUCGUGAAAAAUUGGCCGAAAGUAUGCUCAGAAAUCAUGUGAAGUAGGUGAAAAUAUUAGUUAGAAAAUAUUCAGUAUGUUGUAUUAAAUUGUUAAAUUCUAAAACUGAAUUUCAAUAAAAUUUUAAAGCUAAUUA